AUGAAAGUCGAUUCUUCUGUCAAGAAAUAUUGCAGACAGCGCCAAAGUGUUUCCUCACGUACUCAACAUAACGUUCAAAAUGCGACAACUCCUCUGGUGAAUGAUAUUGAUUCUUCAGUAUUGACACAAAGGUCAAAUACUUUAUUACCUCAACUAAAUCCAUUAAUGUUAAAUCAACCACACGCAACACUCUUCUCUCUCCCUUCUGAAUUAGUUACUAGAAUUUCAUUUUACUUAACUUUACCUGACUAUUCACGUACAUCACGUACUUGCAAAUCUUUACACACACAUUUUCAAAAGGAGUUGAUUUUAUUUCUUCGGCAUGUUUAUGGGCUUUCAGUUAGAUCUGGGUCAUUAAUUCUUUUUGCUUAUGGUGCUCACCUUCAAUAUCGAGCACCACGUUUGCUUGAUCGUAUCAUGGAUGAAUUUUUUGUAGACGUUGGUGACAAUCUUAAUAUUGGAUCAUCUAAUUCUAAAACUCCAAUCUCUUUACGUCAGGCAAACUCACGAUGGCCUACAUAUUGGUCAGUUUUAUAUUCGCUUGAUAGAUUACCACCCUUAGAUCCCCCACAAAAUUAUACCCCUUCAGCAUUAUCAUGCUGUUCAGAUCACAAUGUGGACAAUUGCAACAUUCAAUCACAUCAGAAUAUAUCAUGUUAUUGUUCUGAACAAAUGGUUAAUUUGAACCCGAAGUUACAAUUUCUUGAAAAAUAUGCGUCAAGAAUGAAUGCCAAGUUUGCAAAUCGACUUGGUAGAGGAGGUGAAAGACAUUGUAGCCUUGGACGUCGUAACGAAUGGUUUCUUUCAGAUGUUCGACAAAAAAAAACUUAUAGGAUGUUAAUUAUGCAAAAUAUUAAAUACGGAGAUGUUGAACUUUUAAGAUUUUAUUUGGAAAAAUAUGGUGCACCUAUUAAUGGCGUUGUUAGGUUCACACCAGAG
Dentiscutata erythropus is the source of this 939-nucleotide messenger RNA. Lineage: Eukaryota; Fungi; Glomeromycota; Glomeromycetes; Diversisporales; Gigasporaceae. The record is from the annotation of a GenBank genome assembly.